Rotaria sp. Silwood1 is the source of this 1284-nucleotide messenger RNA. NCBI's taxonomy places the organism in Eukaryota, Metazoa, Rotifera, Eurotatoria, Philodinida, Philodinidae. The record is from the annotation of a GenBank genome assembly.
AUGUGGUUUAUUUUCUUAUUUAUGAUUGAUUUUAUUGUUGCAAAAACGAUUUAUUAUGAUAGUGCACUAGGUUAUAAAUGUAAAAAAAAUGAAAAUUGUGCUGGUCUUGUACCAAAUUCAAUGUGUUUUAAUAAUAAAUGCGUAUGUCAAUUCGGAUAUAAAUCUGAUGGAAUUUUUCGAUGUAUAUCCAUUAUGCGUCAUCGUCGACAAAUUAAUUUUGGUAAAAGUAAUUUAAGAGUUCAAAUGUUGGGUGAAGAAUGUGAAUCAAAUGAUGAAUGUCGUCGAACACCAGUUGAUGGAACAAAACUAUGUUUAUUAAAUCGAUGUCAAUGUUCAUCUGGUCAUAUACCAAUUGAUGCUUAUCGAUGUAUUCGAGAUUUUGAACAAUUAUCAUCAAAUACACAAGUAGUAAAAACAUCUGAAAUAGAAGAACCUCCUGGUUAUGGUUCAAUGUGUUUGACAAAUAAGAAUUGUCAACAUACUACUGUUCAACUUGAAUGUUUUCGUGGAACAUGCGUUUGUUUAGAAGGUUAUGUUCCAUUAGGAAAAUAUUUGUGUUAUAAUAUUCGUGGACAAGAAAGUUCAACUCUCAUUUCUACUCUUUCUACAACAGCAUCAACAGUCAAUCUACCAAAUAAUGAAAUUGUUAAAUCCUUAGGUAAAUUAGGCAAUACAUGUACAAAUAAUUAUUAUUGUCGACGAUCAGUAUCUCAAUCACAUUGUUAUAAUGGAAAAUGUUCAUGUAUUAAUGGUUAUAUAUCAGUUGAUUCUUAUACUUGUAUUGAAGAUACAAAUUCAGAUUUAACAGCAAGCUUAGCUGGUUAUAAAAGUUUAUUAGGUGGAAAAUGUAGAACAAAUCAGAAUUGUCAUACAUCAGAUGCAAUGUGUUUAAAUAAUAUAUGUAUUUGUCCAAGAGGUUAUUUUCCUAUUGAUAAUUGGAAUUGUUUAAAAGAUCCAGAUGCAUCGAGUGAAGAAUUAAUUCAAGUGACAACAACAAUUUCGACGACAACGACGACGAUGACAACCACAACAACAGCAGCAACAACAACUGGUUUUCUUUGGUGGCCAUGGUCACCAUCAUCAACAACACGCCAAUCCCUAAUUAAUUUAAAAAAUAUAUUUCCUUUUCGUUGUUUACUUAAUCGACAAUGUAUUAGUAUGGAUAGAAAUUCUCAUUGUACAUCAUUUGGACGAUGUGUAUGUAAUAUUGGUUUUAAAUUAGAAAUGACUAAUAAAGAACAAAGAUGUGUUCGAAAAAUAAUCAAUGACGAUGAUUGUGACUAG